GUUUGUCAUAGGCCCAUGGCCAAAGAAGAAUGUUAUUGGCCUGCAUAUUUUAGAGGAGUGGUUAGCAAUCCGGAAAUAUGUGGUUCCCGAGCUGGAGGAUCUGAACAUUUUCGUGUGCGAACUAAAAUAUGGAUGAAACCAGAGGAGACCCUUCCAUGGAGGACGGGUCAAGCGCAGCUACUCCGGUUUUGAGAAUAAGUCAGCUGGAUGCUUUUGAACUGGAUACCGCUCUGGAACAGCUUGUUUGGUCACAGUUCACCCAGUGUUUCCAGCAUUUCAAACCUGGACAUUUAACCCCCUUUGAACCAGAGCUGAAAGCACUCCUACAGCUCCUUCUGUGGAGGUUCACCAUCUAUUCCCAGAGUGCCACGGUGGGGCAGUCCCUGCUCAACAUCAGAUAUAAAAACGAUCUCUCUCAGGCCCAGAGGUACCGGCCGAUGAGCCGCAGCCAGAAGCUGUGGUUUGCCCUGUGCACCAUCGGGGAGAAGUGGCUCAAAGAGAGGUCUCACAGCCUGUUCCUCACCCGGCCCGCCGAAUCCGCCGUUCACAAAGCCCGCCACGCGCUCUCCUUCCUCAACGGCUUCGCCAAAGUGGCCAGCCUCCUCAACUUCUUCCUUUUCCUUCAGAAGGGAAGGUUCCCCACGUUGAGCGAGCGGUUCCUGGGGGUGAGGGCCGUGUUCAGCCGGCCCCAGGGCGUCCGCGACAUCGGCUUUCAGUACAUGAACCGCGAGCUGCUCUGGCACGGCUUCGCAGAGUUCCUCAUCUUCCUCUUCCCCCUGGUCAACACACGCAAGCUGAAGGCCAGCGUCUGCUCCCUGUUCGCGCCCCUGGACGGGCAAGGGGGCAGGGCCACAGAAGCGGCCCAUUGCACUGAGUGUGCCCUGUGCGGAGAGUGGCCCACCAUGCCCCACACCAUCGGCUGCAGACAUGCCUUCUGCUACUACUGCGUGAAGAGCCACGCCAUAGCUGAUAUGUACCUCUCCUGCCCAAAGUGUGGAUCUGAGGUCAGGAGUCUGGAACCUGUGAAGAUGCACAUUCAGCCUGUUUGACGGUACUUAUUGAUAUGGACUUUGAUCAAUGUGAUGUUUUGCUUUCUUGUAAAGCACCAAUAAUUCUAUUAAUAUUUGUAAGCCUAUCGUGUGAAAUAAAUAUAAUCUACAGGUUAAGUGAAUGCAUGCACUGUUACUUGUUACACAUUCGUCAAUAAAUAUGAAUACAUUUUUCCAGUGGAAAAUGAGUGUCACAUCUAUGAAUGAAGGUUAUUUUGUGUUCGUUUUUACAAAUACGUAUUUUUUUCCAUUUCUGACAUGCGCUCUUUGAAAAUCAUUGUAAUUUUUACAAAUCUAAAAAAUAAAUGGGUUAAAAUUGUA
Messenger RNA from Conger conger (European conger), 1370 nucleotides. It is a transcript of the gene pex2, whose product is annotated as peroxisomal biogenesis factor 2. The transcript is spliced from 2 exons. Gene Ontology annotation, molecular function: zinc ion binding. Lineage: Eukaryota; Metazoa; Chordata; Actinopteri; Anguilliformes; Congridae. Gene Ontology annotation, biological process: protein import into peroxisome matrix. Gene Ontology annotation, cellular component: peroxisomal membrane. The record is from RefSeq and is a predicted model, not a curated record. The coding region runs from base 129 to 1049 and encodes 306 amino acids.